This is a messenger RNA of Phalaenopsis equestris, 927 nucleotides long. RefSeq names its product calmodulin-binding protein 25-like. Lineage: Eukaryota; Viridiplantae; Streptophyta; Magnoliopsida; Asparagales; Orchidaceae. The record is from RefSeq and is a predicted model, not a curated record. Gene Ontology annotation, cellular component: nucleus. Gene Ontology annotation, biological process: response to osmotic stress. The transcript has a single exon. Gene Ontology annotation, molecular function: calmodulin binding. Bases 107 to 703 code for a protein of 198 amino acids.
CUCCCCCCUCUCCUCCUCAACAAAUCCCCCACGAUCUCUCCCUCUCUCCGCAGUCUCAGUGAAUGCUCUAAUCGGAACCCUAAUUCCCUCUUUCAAACUCUCCGCCAUGGCCGAUAACUCCUCCAGCAUCGAUGCGUGGGCUUACCGCCCAAUCUUCCCCGAUUCCGCGAGCUGGAUCACCGAUUCCUUCAUUCGGGACAACGAAGCCCUAACAAAAGCCCUUCAGAUCUCCCUCUCCGACGAUUCUUCCGCUUCCGAAACCCUUUCCUCAACCGCCUAUCUCCGGCCACCGCAGCCGCCAAUCGCGGCUCCUUCUCGCAGUCCAAUCGCAUGCUCGCCGUCGAGGAAGAUCACGAAGAGAAAAUCGCGAGCGUCGAAGCGGUCGCCGACGACCUACAUCAACGCUGAUCCGGCGAACUUUCGCCGGAUGGUUCAGGAAGUGACCGGAAUACGGUUAGGGGAUGGUGGUGUGCCGGUCGAGCCGGUGGGCAGACCGGAGCCGCAAAGGAGCGGGUUGGGUCGGCCGGGUCAGGUACAGGGGUACUUGCCGACGCUUGAUACGUCGGCUCUGCUUCUCGACAGGGCCGGGUUAGUCGGGCCGGGGACGUUAGCUUGCGGCUCAUUUGGACCGGGGGUUGAUGGGCCGGUUUUUGAAUUUGAGCCGUUUCCGAGUUUCCCUACUCUGGAGUCAUGGGGGAUGUAGGGAAAAAAAAAAUAUGAUAAUAAUAUUUUUUUAUUUUGCUUUGUAAGUUUUUUAACAGGCGUCUGAUGCGGAUCAGAUGGACAGGAGGCUGUACAUCGCGUUAAAACGUUUUUUCCUUAUGUGGGAAGCUGCGUUGGGAAGGCUUGUUUAUUACUUUCUUUAUUAGUAGCUCCUUUUUUUUUUGGCUUUUACUUAAAAUUAAUAAUAAAUAGUAGUUUUUUUCA